AUGGCUGGCCAUCGCAACCUAAAGAGGAGCGUUUACGACGGCUCGCGUUUCGAUGCUAACGUGGCUCGUGCAUUCGAGGAACAUGAAAGCGGCGGGACCAUAAACGGAAGAUGUAAUGAUGGAGAGAAGACCCCAGUCUACGAUCCAGAUAUGCCAGAGCCAAAGACCCGAUCUGAUCUCAUCAAACAUUGGAUGGACCUUACCUUCGAUCCACGGACGGCCAACAAGGUGUUGUGGGUAUCGCAGGGAGGCGCCAAGGUGGCUCGCAUAACCGAUGAUGUCACUUGUCCCGUCCUGGAUGGACCAGAGAGAUUUGAGUACAUGCCCCAGGUGCUUUGCAAAGAGCGCAUCCAGGGCUUCCGGGCCUACUAUGAGGUGCAGUGUUCUGGCUGGGUGGUCGUCGGCCUGGCCAGUGAAAGCACUGGAAGGAGGAACAAGGAUGGCUCUUGCGGCCUCGGUGACAACGAGAACUCCUGGUGUCUGGGCUGGAGUGGUUCAAGUUAUCACGCCUGGCACGAUGGUCACAUAUCAGAAAUCCCAGGCAUUCCCAGGUCUCCCGUGUUAGGCGUGUACAUUGACCACCCUGCUGGUAUCCUCAAUUUCUACGCCCUGGAGGUGGGUGAGGAUGGCACCGUGGCAGAUGAAGUGACCGUCCUGCAGCAGAUUAAGAGUCCCUUUUGUGACAAAAUGAUACCAGGUGUGUGGAUGGGCAUGCAUUCUGAUUGCGUGAUCCGACGCUGCAAUUGA
This is a messenger RNA of Nerophis lumbriciformis (worm pipefish), 747 nucleotides long. Lineage: Eukaryota; Metazoa; Chordata; Actinopteri; Syngnathiformes; Syngnathidae. The record is from RefSeq and is a predicted model, not a curated record.